Marasmius oreades (fairy-ring Marasmius) is the source of this 543-nucleotide messenger RNA. RefSeq lists its product as uncharacterized. The transcript has 3 exons. Lineage: Eukaryota; Fungi; Basidiomycota; Agaricomycetes; Agaricales; Marasmiaceae. The coding region runs from base 1 to 543 and encodes 180 amino acids. The record is from RefSeq and is a predicted model, not a curated record.
AUGGGUUUUCUUUUGGAUCAAGCGGUUUUUGGAACGGUUGAGAGCUGCGAGAUGAGAGACAAUGGAAUAAGGGAGCAAAGAACUUCAGAAUCGAUGAACAUUGGAUUCAACACGGAUAAAAGCCCCGAAGAACUACUACGACAGGAACUACGCAAAUUAAGAGAAGAGAACAACACAUUGCGACUACAAUUACAGUCCCAAAGCAGUCAUUCAGAACUAGCAGCACUCAAGAAAGAACUCUCGAUAGCUCACGAAUGUCACAGGAUUGAAUGUAUACUGAAGGAUGAAGCCUUGAAGUCCCAGAGGAACGCACAGGAAGUCGCUCUCGAGGCCCUUCAUGAACAACAUGGUUAUGCAGCAGAAGUAGCAUCGCUUAAAGGUGAAUUACGAACUGUGAGAGGAAGGCUAGAGGCUGCGAAGGCGGAAAUCUAUGAAGCACAGAAGCGGAAUGGCCAUUUGAGGGAGACUUACAGGGUAUUGGGAAGGAGGCUACUUGAGUUUGGAGCUGGUAUUACGGACGCUAUCGGAAUUGAACUAGAUUAG